This is a messenger RNA of Durio zibethinus, 1089 nucleotides long. RefSeq lists its product as uncharacterized. Lineage: Eukaryota; Viridiplantae; Streptophyta; Magnoliopsida; Malvales; Malvaceae. The record is from RefSeq and is a predicted model, not a curated record.
UUGACGUUCGGAUUAAAUUUAAAUAUGUUCUUCCUCUGCUUAAUGCGUUCCCCAGACCUGCAAGUCUUUGAGUUUUGACUACUCUUGCUAGGCAAGUCAACAAUUGAUUCGGUUAAUGCGUUUGCAUGCGAACGCGUCAAGCUUUAAAGCCACCAGCACCAGGGAUUUCAAUUUUUAACACCAUGAAACCGACCUCCCCGUCUAUUAGAUGCAGCUGCUAGACUCUAGCUUUGCCCAACUUAAUAACCAUUCAUGAUUCGUGAAUCAAAGCUGAUCAAGCUUAGAGUCAACUUAUGUUCGAUCCAAUUGAACCCAAUGACAAGGGAAGAAACAAGGUCAAAAGCAGUGACAAAAGCCCAUUUAAUAAAAGCAGUUAAACCGACUUUUUUAUUUUUUCUUUUUGCAAACUUCUUUAUGCAUUUCUUUCCAUAAGAGGCAGUCAACUACCACAACGAGAGAACUGUCUCAACUCCCGCCAGAUAUUGCACCCACUCCAACCACCUAAAGAAAACGAACCCAUUUUCUCAAUCAUAUUUAGAAUCCCAAAAUCCUCCCUGGAAGUGGAAAGAAGAAAAAAAAAAGAUGGGGAGAGUUUCUUCAACAAGUGAAAUGGCAGAGAAGGUUUCUUGGCACUGUGCUUUGUUCAUGGCAGUGAUGCUAAUAUUGAGCUGCUGCUGCGAAGAAUCAAGUGGAAAGGAUUACAGGGGUAAGGAAGUGCUAGUGCUGCAGCAGAAGAACAAGCCAUGCGAUGAAAUAUAUGUAGUUCGAGAAGGAGAGACUUUGCAGACCAUCAGCGAAAAAUGUGGGGAUCCUUUUAUUGUUGAAGAGAAUCCUCACAUACAUGACCCAGAUGAUGUUUUCCCUGGCCUUGUCAUCAAAAUCACUCCUUUUAACAACAGGUAGAGGUUAAUUCAUUAUUAGUAGACCCCUUCUUUGCUUAACUAAGUUAUUUUGUAUUCUGGCCAUUAAAAAAAUUCAGUUAUUUGUGGUAAGUGUAUUUUCUUCGAAUUAUAAAAUUUCAAUCAAAAUUUUAUUGUUUCGACUUUAGAGUUUGUUUCGAUUUUAUUGUAGAAGAGCACAUUGCAAUAG